AUGGACUCCUGGUUAAAGCUUUCUGAUGCAAUCUACAAACUGCAGCUCGCUCAUUAUGGCGGCAAAUACUCGAUCGAGCGGAUGUUGGCAUUCGAGGAGUACUCUCGAAACACCACAUUCUUUCAUGUGGUACUGGUGGUGAUGAGUCCGCCCAUUUUCACCGCUGCAGUUCUGCUUUGCCAGGAGGUCGUUCCGCUUCAAGAUCCGACCGAAGGCGGGUUGGCCAAUUGGGGGUUUUGGGUGCGUGCCGGCGUGCUAGGAAUCGCAAACGGUCAUGAGGUGAUCACUCAAAUUCCUCCGUGGCUGAGCGUCCCGAGCUUCACAACCAGACAGAUCGCGAUCUACAGCUUCUUCUCGGGGAUUGGACUCGUAGCUGGCGGGAUAAUCGUAGCCGAGGUCUGGGUUUUCCCGAUUCCGUUCUUUCUUAUGACAUUAUCCCUCGUUUUAUCCGCGGUGCUCAUUGGAUUAAUGCGGGUUAUCGCUGGAGGGCCUGCGUUUCGGCACAUAGCUUCGCGGAAGGAGGAACUUCGCCGGUUAAAUAAUGUCGCCACGCUGGAAACUUUGAUGUGCGCCGGGUAUCCGCUCUACCAAGUUUUGUUUACGAACGUCAACAACACGCCUUACGAGCUCCCAGUCAUUUUAAUGUUGUCCGUGAUUAAGCUCGUGAUGAAGAGGGUUUUUCGCUCGGCUGCGUCCCACGAGGAAGACAUGAUC
Molecule: messenger RNA, 714 nt
Organism: Phytophthora sojae
Lineage: Eukaryota; Oomycota; Peronosporomycetes; Peronosporales; Peronosporaceae
Exons: 1
Source: RefSeq, a predicted model, not a curated record